UACUCGUUUGUUUUUAUUUUUUAUUAUCACAGGGACGGACAAUCAGAGACAAAUAAUAAUAAAAAACUUUGAUUUCCGAAGUUUCAAAAUGAAUAUUAGCUCUGAGGUAAAUGCUAUUGUAGAGCAAGCUCCAGAAUGGAACUUUGCUGGCGAUUGUGCUCUGCUAGAGUUAAUGAAGCGAAUUUCCGAGAAUUUGAAGGAGCGAGGAGAACACACAAGCCAAAAGCUGAGGGAAUUUGAAACCAGUGUCCGGACUACAGACAUUGCCCUGAAUAAUGCCACCAAUAGUUUACGUUCACUACAAUUUGGACAACAAUUUGUUGAAUAUCGAAUAGAAGAAGUGGACGAUGAUGAUUUCUUAAUGCCGGAGACACGGGAAAAAAUGCCACUGCCACCAAAGCAAGGUCCCCAGGAAAUGGCUAAAGAAUUUCUUCAAAAUAAUUUAAAUAUGCUUCGCAAGAAUUUUGAGCCGGUAACUUUAGAUGUUCCUGAUUCCGAUGAAGAUGAGGAUUUGGAAGGAUCCAAAGAGCAAACCACACUUUAUCGUCCCAAGAAUCCCUAUGAUGCCAUACCUAUACCCUACAUAAUUGGCUCUAAGGAAUGGCAAGAGCAUAAAUAUGCUGGUCUGUAUGAAAGCCGGGAAAACAGCGAAGAUGAACAAUCCGAGGAGUUUUCCUCCAGCUCAUCCGAUGAAAAGGAUGAGCUCCGAAAAACGGAGACUAAUCUUUCGCAAUCGGACUCCUCGUCAGUGGCACCUUUAAGAAGAGAUCCAGUGGCACCUUUAAGAAGAGAUCCAGUGGCACCUUUAAGAAGAGACCCAGCAAUUGAGAAAGUAAAACAAACUACCCCAUCACCUCCAAAAUCGGCUCCUGAACAGGCACCUAGGACUCAACCACGCCCCAUUAUAAGUAGCCAAACCAAGCAGCAGCUCCAUGAACACGAUUUAUUUGCAGCCCUUAGACAAUCGCCACCAAGUGAUGAUGCGCCCUCCACAUCGUCGUCAAUGAGAUCUUCGCCAGCCUUUGCCCACUUGCCAGCAACAGAUGGAGGACCCUCGUUAAGCUCGAGCUCGAGUAGCGCUGCUAUACAGCCGCCACCACCCAAAGUGUUUGAAAAAGAAGAGCUUCCAAAGCCUCUGCCCACUGAACUGCCCAAGGAAGUUGUUUCUAAACCUUCAAAUCCCAUCAAGCGCAUGCCGGUCAAUCUGUUCAAUGAUGAUGAGUUUAAUUCAUUUAUGACGGAAAUCGUAGACAAGGCCCAGGGCAAGACGACCACUGCAAUAGAGAAAAAGCCUGCGAAGGAAUCUCCAAAAAAAGAUUUAGAAGAACAGAAGGCACACACCCCAAAAAUUGAGAUUAAAAGCAAGACAAUGAACCUAUUCGACGAUAGUCCACCCUCGAGUCCUGCAUUUAAGCAGCCAGCUUCUAAGACCUCUCCUGAAGCAACACCUGCAGUUUCUACUGUGAAACCAUUGCCCAAAUCAUUAUUUGAUGACGAUUUGGAUGACUUUGAUGAUGACUUUUUAAGUUCAUUAACGGCAAAGGCCAAGGCAAAAACAAAGCCCAUAGAACAAAUAACAAAGAGAACAUCGCUCUUUGAUGAUGAUGACGAUGAGUUAGAUAUAGAUGAUAUAUUUACAAAGAAAUCUCUACCAACAGCUAAAUCCAAAUCUGCUCUAUUCGAGCCUGAAACAACGCCACCGUCACCGCCAGCGGUAUCUAUGAAGAAAAGUCUCUUUGAUGAUAUUGAAGACGAUGAAGAUAUCUUUGGGACACCAAAAACUAUGAAACCACUACCUAAAAAUGAAAUAGAGCCACCAGAAGAUGAAGAAUAUCAAGAGGAGGAAGACAAAAUGGAACCUAUAAUGAUUGUUAGUGCAGAAAAACCACCAGAAGUGAUAAAAGAAGCAAAGUCCAUGACUAAAUCUAUAAAUGUAACAGAUUUAUUUAAUGAUGAUUUUAGUGAUGAUGAGAUUAAUACAGUUCUGAAAACAAAUCAAACCAAAAUUCAGCCAACGAACAAGGAAGCUAAAGAUGAACAACAUGAUAAAUCAGUAGGAAACGAUGGAGGUGAUCAAAAUGAACUUUUUAAGGACGUUUCGCAGAAUGCAUUUACAGAUCCACCAAUUGAUUCAGAAAGUAAUGAUCUUUUCCAGAAAUCAAUUAAAAGUUUAGAUCAAGAUUCGUCUGAUAUUUUUGCUGUUCCACCCGUUGAUUCUGCGAAACCACAAAUAGAUCACCCUACAGAAGUUAUCUCUGAUUUAGAGGACGAUUUAGUAAAAGGGGAACUUUUUACUAAAAUUCCAAUAGAUUCAAUGCCAAUUUUAAGCGAUUCCCCACCGCCGGAUAUUGCAGAUGAGAGAAAAGAAGAAGAUCCCAUUAUAUCUAUGAUAGCUGAAGUCACAAGUAAUCGCCAAAAUCAGGAAAAUUCUCCAUCUUAUAAUGCCGCGCAGGUGGCAUCUGCACAAACAAUCAUGCAGAAUUAUACAAGUCUCUUUGAUGAACCACCCGAUGAUACGGAAUUCUUUUCGAGUUUGGCUAACAGCAAUUUGAGUAGUUUAAGUGCCUCGAAAAUAUUUGAUGUCCAAGAUCAGGAUUUCUUUGAGCCAGCUUUACCAAAGAUACCAAGUGCAACCAAACCAACAACAACCACAUCGAAUACGGGUAUAUUCAGCGAUGUACCACCAGAUGAUGAUGCUGAUGAUAAUGAAAAUGUUGAUGAUCAUUUUAUACCAACAACAACAGCAUCUGUGGAUGUUGAUGGGAAUACAAAACGUAUUCAUACCAUAUUCUAUGACGAUUUCAGUGAGACAGCUAGAGCUGGCUCUACAAUUGGAGCUGGUACUCCGAAUUUGCCCAUUGUUGACGAAGAUCCGUUGCCUCAAGCAGAUGAAGUAGAUCGUCAUGUUCCAAUAGUACCACCGAUUUCACCGGUUAAAAAACUGGUAAUGCCCAACAUAAAUAUUAAUGUGCAGGCUCUAAUGCCAGGUUUAGGGCCGAAAUUGAUUAAGAAAACUGAAAUGCCUAAAGAGAAAAUGUCCGAACCUGCCAGCUCGGACAAUACUUUGCAACAUGUUAAUAAAACUCGUGUACGGGGUCCAGCUCAACGUCGUCCCUCGACAAGAAGGGGUAGAAAAGAGAACUAUGCCAAGUCAUUGCUAGACGAAGAACGACAGCAAGUAGAGAAAACAAAAGAAGAACCAUCAAAAGUUCCUGUGAAAGUAAAACCCAAUUUUCUGGAGAGCGAUGAUGACAAUGAUGAUUCGUUAUUUGGUUCAGUCAAGCCAACUACCACUGAGGUCGCUAAAAUUAGUCCUAUGCCAGCUUCGAAUUUGAUAACCAAAAAGCCUGAAGUUAAAAAGACUCUCCAUCAGAGUAAACUCUUCGAUGACAGCGAUGAUGAUGAUAAUGAUGGCUUAGCCAAAGUUUCCCAUCAAAUAACCAAAGAGCAUGAGGUGAAGAAGAGUGCUCCUCCUAUAAAAUCCCAAAGUAAACUCUUUGAUGACAGCGAUGAUGAUGAUGCUGAUGUUUUGGCCAAGGUGACCCAUCAAGUGAGUGUAAAGCCUGCUCCACAAUCGGUAGCCCAGAAAAAGAGUACUGCUUCUGUGAAAUCUCGGAAUACUCUGUUCGAUGACAGCGACGAUGAUGAUGAUGAUUUGUUUGCCUCGGCAAUUCCUGCUCCCGCACCCACUAUGCCAGUGUCAGUUAAGUCAACGGCUACUGCAAAAGUUACACCCAACACAAAAAAUGUUACCCUAAAGCCUAGCAAAAGCCUUUUUAGCGAUGAUGAGGAUGAUGAUGAUGAUGAUCUGUUUGGCAUCAAAAGUGCUAAACCAACAGCCCACAAAGUGGUUAAACCAAAUGUGACUGCAACUGUCAUCCCGAGUAGUUCUAGUAGUUCCAGUAAAUCCAUUCCAUUAAGCACAGAUAAUCCCUUGUCAGAUUUGUUAGACUUUGAGUGAACAAAUAAAGAGAAGUUAUGUGUUAUAUAAAACAUUUGUAUUUACAGAAUUCUUUAAACUUAAAUAAAACAAUUAAAGAGUAUUUUCAAAAUAUCAAAACUAAA
Molecule: messenger RNA, 4065 nt
Organism: Drosophila willistoni
Lineage: Eukaryota; Metazoa; Arthropoda; Insecta; Diptera; Drosophilidae
Gene: FAM21
Product: WASH complex subunit 2
Exons: 4
Coding region: 89-3961 (1290 amino acids)
Source: RefSeq, a predicted model, not a curated record